Molecule: messenger RNA, 1184 nt
Organism: Archocentrus centrarchus (flier cichlid)
Lineage: Eukaryota; Metazoa; Chordata; Actinopteri; Cichliformes; Cichlidae
Gene: tnni1a
Product: troponin I type 1a (skeletal, slow)
Exons: 8
Coding region: 209-775 (188 amino acids)
Biological process (GO): skeletal muscle contraction; cardiac muscle contraction
Cellular component (GO): troponin complex
Source: RefSeq, a predicted model, not a curated record
UGCAAAUACGCAGGUUAUUGACUCACCAGAGAAGACAGAACGGGUUAAUGACGUUUUCAGUUAAGCCUUGGGACUAAUUAUGCUUUGAGGAUUGACUAGAGUUCUUACUUAAAUCUCUUUACCGAAUUGCACCUGGGAGGAGGCACGUGACGGUUUCAGAGAAAAGAAGUGGUGGAGAGCGGACAGGCAGUGAGAUCUCAACAGCAGGAUGCCUGAACAUGUGCAAGAGCGGAAACCAAAGAUCUCAGCCUCGAGGAAGCUGAUGCUCAAGAGUCUCAUGGUGGCAAAGGCCAAGGAGGAACUAGAGCAGGAGAUUUUAGACAAAGAGGGGGAGAAACAGAAGUACCUGGCAGAGAGAGCUCCUCCUUUAAAUAUGAGUGGCCUGAGCCUUGGACAGCUUCAGGAUCUCUGCAGAGAGCUCCAUGCCAAGAUAGAUGUAGUUGAUGAGGAGCGAUAUGAUAUUGAAGCUAAAGUCAUGCUUAACACGCGUGAGAUUAAAGACCUGAACAUCAAGGUUCUGGACCUCAGGGGGAAAUUCAAGAGGCCUAAUCUUCGACGCGUCCGUGUGUCUGCUGACGCCAUCCUUCGCUCGCUUCUGGGCUCCAAGCACAAAGUCUCCAUGGAUCUGCGAGCCAAUCUGAAGUCAGUCAAGAAAGAAGACACUGAAAAGAAGAGGCCAGUGGAGGACAGUGACUGGAGAAAGAAUGUGGAAGCCAUGUCAGGGAUGGAGGGAAGGAAGAAGAUGUUUGAUGCUGCUAAAGGCUCUGCACAGUGAAGCCGGAAGGUGGGCUGGUGUCACAUCAGCGACAUCACUCCCCUGCAUCUGAAUCUGUGUUGGUCUUCCUGAGUCUUUUGCAGCUUCUUUGUAGUUGUUUCAUGCUGAUGUCUUUGUGUAUGCUCCUACCAUGGAGGUGAAAAGAUGUUUUUCAACUAUUCUGUUAGCUUUUCUUUGAUAAGGUGUUUAAAUGAUUUUGUCUGUUAUGUAAGAUUGUUUGUACUUUUCUUGCCAUUUUGCACCAUAACCCCAGAUAAUCAGGCUGAUAUUUGUAUGACAGAUCAAAGUCAAACAAAACUGAAUAUGUGAUUGUUUUGCUCGGGGAUGAACUCUGACCGUGUAAAGUGGUUAAAAAAAAAAGUACAUUUCAUCAGCAGGACUUAAAGGAAUAAUGGAUGAAUAAAAGUUU